UUUCUUGGGAACGAUAAAAGGAGAGAAGACGAAAGGAGACAAGCGCCUUCCUCCGGAAGCUACCCCCCCCCCAAUCCUCGAUUCUCAACUGUGUCCGUACGGAGAGGGGAGAGAGACAGCGAUUCUUUGACGGCUUAGGCUUUGGUUGGGUGGGCCCUCCGCCAUGAUUGCUCCCCUCGAAGCUGAUUGGUCAUUUCCCUUCCUGUGCGCAUGCAUAAGCAAAAGGAGGGAAAAAGCCCAUCUGGGUCGUCGCCGAUCGGCGUCUCUGGCCGGGUGAAGUUCCUCUUCUCCCCUCCCCUGUUUCGAGCGGAGCGGCGGCUGCGAUGGAGGUCGGCGACGGUCGCUCGCCGGCGAGGGUGGUCAACGACAGGGUCUACGUCGCGGUGGGGAGGGACGUACGGGAGGGACGGUCGACCCUCUCGUGGGCGAUGAACAAUUUCGAUGGCCACUUCCGGAUCAUUCACGUCCACCAGCCUCACCAGCUGAAUCCAUCUCCACGCCUGUUUUAUGGUGGUGGAUCCAGGAAUCCUCAAGAACUCGCAAGGCAAGAGAUGGAAAGGAUUCUGGAUGAGUACAUACACAUGUGUAGCCAAGCAGGGGUUCCUGCUCAGAAAAGACACGUUGAGAUGCAAGAUAUAGGAAAAGGGAUUGUGGAACUCAUCGAGCAGCAUGCCAUCACGAAGCUUGUCAUGGGAGCAGCUGCAGACAGACGCUAUUUUGAGGGGAUGACACAACUCACCUCUGCAAAGGCCAAGUUUGUGAACCAGCAUGCGCAUCCAUCUUGUCAUAUUUGGUUUGUCUGCAAUGGGCACAUAAUCUACUCAAGGGAAGGUGAUUUAAGCACUUUUGAUAUGGACAUCACAUCAUCAGUAUUACCAGGUAGAUCUGUUGUUGAAUCUGGACUACAAAAUACGAGGAGUCCUUCUCUUGAUUCGGUUCAUUCAAGAUCCAACUCUAGUGAAGUUGAAGAUGAUCUAGCUUUGGUUCAGUAUGAAAGGGGUGAGGGGAGCAACCAUGUUACUGAAUCAAAUUCAGUGCGCGCAUAUGAAGGCUACAGUCAAAAUCAAAGUUAUACUGGAAUGGAAGGAAGUUAUAGUGAGGAUCUCUAUGAGCAACUGGACCAAGCAAUGAAAGAAGUUGCAUGUGCAAAACAGGAGGCACUAGAAGAAUUGAUCCGGCGUCAGAAAGCUGAGAAAACAGCAAAUGAGGCUACCCGCAAACUUGAAGCACUUGAAAAUAAAUACAAUGAGGAGCUAAGAUUGAAGAAAGGUAUUGAGGAAUUGCCAGCACAAGAAAAGGAAGCAUUGGAAGUUCCGAAGAAGUAUAAUGAGGAACUCUUGGCUAACCAAACAAGCGAACCCUCCGGUGCACAUGGACAGGACUUCAUUUCUGAGUUUUCUGGGUACAAAUUAGAGGCAGCUUUACAGAUUGAGGAAGGGGAGUAUGGGACCACCUAUAGAGGUUCACUUCAUCACACGCAGGUGAUCAUCAAGAUGAUGCAACCCUGCAAUUACCGUCAGGCGGUUCGACGUGUGACGAAGUUGAGGCAUCCUAAUUUGGUAACACUCAUUGGAGUCUCCCCCGACACUCCGGCUCUCAUUUAUGAGUACCCCCCGAAUGGCAGCCUUGAAGACCAACUCGGCGCCAGGGACACCAGCAACCAUCUAUCUUGGCAAACUCGAAUCUGUAUUUGUGCAGAUACGUGCGCCGCUCUUAUGUUUCUUCACUCUUGCCACGGGAUGGUGCAUGGCGAUCUGAAACCGGGAAAUAUUCUUCUUGACUCCAACUUCACGGCCAAAAUAGCCAACUUUGGACUGCAUUCUGCACCAUCUCAUUUCCCCUCGACGGGAGAGUUGUCUUUUGCCUCUGAUGUUUAUUCAUUUGGUUAUGUGUUGCUGCGGUUACUCACUGGGAGAUCGGCCCUGAAUCUAGAUGAAGUGAUGCAAAAUGCAUUGGAUGGAGAAAACCUAAGUGGCGUGUUGGAUCCUACAGCAGGGCACUGGCCAUUCGAGCAAGCCACCGAGCUGGCUCACCUGGCGUUAAGUUGCCGUGACAUCGACAGCGAUAAUCGACCGGAUCUUGCGUCACAGGUGUGGCCGGUACUUGAACGGAUGCGAACCGAAGCCUCUCUAUCCAGUCGGUCUGGUCCAGAAGAGCCCAGCCAGCCUCCGGAGCAUUUCCUUUGUCCAAUCUCCAACGAAAUCAUGCGAGAUCCUCAUGUGGCGGCAGAUGGUUUUACUUACGAAGCAUCGGAAAUAAGACGCUGGCUUAGCGACGGCCACGAUACUUCGCCCAUGACGAAUAAUCCGCUUUCAACCCUCGAUCUUUUCCCGAACCAGGCGCUCCGUUCAAUGAUUCAAGAGUGGCGGCAACGCCACAACCUUUAAUUUUGGCAUUCGAGUGUGAGUAUGCUAAGAGAAUGCUGUGGAAUGCUGCAUGGAAUCCAUUUCAGCUGCAUCUCCAUGUCCUGUAAAUGAGAUCAUAUCGUGGAAACUUACAAGGACACCGAAGAGGUGAGAUCGCUUAAGCGAAACGGAAGUCCAAUGGGAUGUUUUCUUUGGACCAUCAAUUUGUACAAUUUAUAUUAUUAUUAGACUUUUAGUUUGUUCAAUUUAAUUCUUAA
Molecule: messenger RNA, 2623 nt
Organism: Eucalyptus grandis
Lineage: Eukaryota; Viridiplantae; Streptophyta; Magnoliopsida; Myrtales; Myrtaceae
Product: U-box domain-containing protein 33-like
Exons: 9
Coding region: 324-2387 (687 amino acids)
Biological process (GO): protein ubiquitination; protein phosphorylation
Molecular function (GO): protein kinase activity; ATP binding; ubiquitin-protein transferase activity
Source: RefSeq, a predicted model, not a curated record